Molecule: messenger RNA, 3720 nt
Organism: Bufo gargarizans (Asiatic toad)
Lineage: Eukaryota; Metazoa; Chordata; Amphibia; Anura; Bufonidae
Product: oocyte zinc finger protein XlCOF22-like
Exons: 7
Coding region: 136-2172 (678 amino acids)
Biological process (GO): regulation of DNA-templated transcription
Source: RefSeq, a predicted model, not a curated record
GGAGCAUGUGACCAGUGACGUCACAGAUCUUCUAGCAACUCCGUUCUAGUCACUGCCUGAGAGGUUCCUACAAUAUAGGAUCCGCUCAGCGUAUAUCUCCUAUAUAAGAUCAUUCUCCUGAUUGACCCAUCAAGGAUGGAUAGGGAUGGGGACAAGAUGGCAGAGAGUAUAAUAAAUCUCACCCUAGAGAUCCUCCUCCGGCUUACUGGAGAGGAAUACAUAGUAAUGAAGAAGACCUCUAGUGAGCAUUGUCAGGCCCCGGUAUCUGAAGGACGGGGAGGAAUCCUGAGCCCAAUAUCCAGGCCGACACCUCCCAUCCCGAUACAUGAGAAAGUCAACAGAGAGAGGAUCCUAGAGCUCACCAACAAGAUCAUUGAGCUUCUCACUGGAGAGGUUCCUAUAAGGUGUCAGGAUGUCGCCGUCUAUUUCUCCAUGGAGGAGUCUGAGUAUUUAGAAGAAUACAAAGAUCUGUACAAGAACGUCAUGAUAAAGGAUCACCAGCCACCAAUUGAAGAAGAGAAAACAACUCCCAGUCCUCUUCCUCUACAGGAUGAGAGAUGUCCUAGUCCUCUUCUUCUACAGGAUGGUUCAGAAGAACAUAAAAGCAUUCCAUAUGAUGAUCAGAUAGAUGGAAAUAAGCUUUUAAAUCAGGGUAAAGAUCUGAACAAUAUUAAGGCUGAAGAUACAUAUGUGAGGGGCGAUGAGCAGAUCAUAGAGGACAUUCCCACCGAUAACCACCCAGAUGACUGUACCAGGAUCUCAGAGAAACAUGUGAUGUCAGAUUUUAGAACAGAUGAUUGUGGUGUCAGAGAAGAUACACAUGAUGAGCAUGCCAUUAUCUCAGACCUAUCCUCAGCCUUUCAGAACAAAGAUCUAUCAUCUGAUCCUCUGGAUGGAUUUCAAUCUCCUGAUUCAUCACAGACUGUUAUGCAAAAUAAAAGGCACAUAAGAAGUGUUCAACAUCAAAGAAGUCAUACAGGGGAGAAUGCUCUUUCAUGCUCAGAAUGUGGGAAAUGUUGUAAAUCUAAAUCAUAUCUUAUGAGACAUCAGAGAACUCACACAGGGGAGAAGCCAUUUUCAUGUUCAGAAUGUGAAAAACAUUUUAACUCUAAAUCAAAUCUUGUUAGACAUGAGAGAACUCACACAGGGGAGAAGCCAUUUUCAUGUUCAGAAUGUGAAAAACAUUUUAACUCUAAAUCAGAUCUUAUUAUACAUCAGAGAACUCACACAGGGGAGAAGCCAUUUUCAUGUUCAGAAUGUCAAAAACAUUUUAACUCUAAAUCAGAUCUUAUUAGACAUCAGAGAACGCACACAGGUGUAAAGCCAUUUUCAUGUUCAGAAUGUGAAAAAUAUUUUAACCGUAAAUCACAUCUUGUCAGACAUAAGAGAAUUCACACAGGGGAGAAACCAUUUUCAUGUUCAGAAUGUGAAAAACAUUUUAACUCUGAAACACAUCUUGUUAUGCAUAAGAGAACUCACACAGGGGAGAAGCCAUUUUCAUGUUCAGAAUGUGGGAAAUGUUUUCAGCAGAAAUCACAACUUCUUAAACAUCAGAGAAUUCACACAGGGGCAAAGCCAUUUUCUUGUUUAGAAUGUGGGAAAUGUUUCACUGAUAAAUCAACUCUUGUUAAACAUCAGGCAAUUCACACAGGGGAAAAGCCAUUUUCUUGUUUAGAAUGUGGGAAAUGUUUUACUCGUAAAUCAACUCUUGUUAAACAUCAGAGAAGGCACACAGGGGAGAAGCCAUUUUCUUGUUUAGAAUGUGGGAAAUGUUUUAUUCGUAAAUCAAUUCUUGUAAUACAUGAGAGAACUCACACAGGGGUGAAGCCAUUUUCUUGUUUAGAAUGUGAGAAAUCUUUCAUAAAUAGAUCAAAUCUAGUUGCACAUCAGAGAAUUCACACAGGGGAGAAGCCAUUUUCUUGUUUAGAAUGUGGGAAAUCUUUCCAACAGAAAUCAAAUCUUACUAUACAUCAGAGAAUUCACACAGAGGAAAAGCCAUUUUCUUGUUUACAAUGUGGGAAAUCUUACACAUACAAAUCAUGUCUUGUUGUACAUGAGAGAAGUCACACAGGGGAGAAGCCAUUUUUUUGUUUACAAUGUGGGAAAUCUUUCAUACAGAAAUCAAAUCUUGUUAAACAUCAGAGAAUUCACACUGGAAAGAAGCAAUUUUAAUGUUCAGAAUGUGGUAACUAGAGAUGAGCAAACUUUUUGAAAAAUUAAAUUCUGCAGCUUGGUCAUAGUUCAACAAGAAAUUUGAUUUGUUCCGAAUUAAUUUGUCACGAAUUACUAUUUUAAAACCCCAUUCAGCCUAUCAAUGAGACCAUUUUUAAUGCCCCCUUAGACCGAAGUGCACCCGUCUAGCAGCCAUUAAAAUCACCUCAUCCAUUUGCUCACACAGGGGCUCCUCUCUUGAUUGAAAAAGACCUGCUGAAGGACCUGUGCUUAGUUUGAUGACUUCACCACGUGAUCAUGCUGGGAGAGCACGGUGAUAUCAUCACAUUGAGUGCAGGUCCUUCGACAGGUCUUUUUUAGUUGAGAGGAGCGGACUGCCUCUGUGCGAGCAAGUGGAUUAGGAAAAAUGAUUCGUAAUCAUGAAGCCCAAGGAAAUUUGGCUUCAUUUAAAAUCAAAUUUUUCCUAAAAUUCAGACUAAAUUCCACUUUGAAUGGUUCGCUUUUUUGAACACUAGUGAUAACCAUAAAGCAGAUCUUGUUAGACAUCGGAGAAUCCACACGGGGAGAAAUUAUUUUCAUGUUCUACAAAGGGAUUUUAAAAUUUUUUGUCAACUUGCAUUACAAGUUGUCGUUUUUAUGGUGCCAUUUUGGGGUACACACGACCUCCUAAUUAACUUAUUUUAAUUCUUUCUGGGAGAAAGAUGGGGAAAAACAUCAAUACUGUUUAUACGCUAUAAAAUUUGCAGCGUUUAUUUUUUGCCACAAAUGACUUAAGUUUUACUACAUAUAGAAAUUUAAAGGACAACUGAUUAUGCAGGUUAGGCUCAUGGAACACUGAUAAUCACGCCAUCCGCUGCUCACCAAUGUACCUCUUGCUAUCCUACUCUCUGGGGGUUUGGUUCCUUUUCUGCACUGGCUCCUUUUGUUCCUUAUAUAGGUUACGGACAGCAUAACUAGAUUAUCAGUUAAAUCCAUGAUUUUGUACCAUGAGCCUAACCUGUAUAAUCAAUUGUCCUUUAUAUUUUUUUAUGCCUCCAUGCCUAUAUGUAAUAGUGCUAGUUUUACAGAAUAUCCUUAUAAGCCAUAUAGUACCACUAUCUCUGAUGCAAUCUUAUCUCAUCCAUACUUACCUAGUUCUAUUUUUUGGACUUCACAGACUUCUAUUUUCAGUCUCUCAAUCACCAUUUCGGAUUGCUAAUCAUGUACCUUUAUUGUUUAUCGUAAUUAUGUACCCAAUUAUUUAUAUUGCCAUGUUCUUUUGUCCAGGCCAUGAACAAGGUGUAUGUUGGACCGAAACGUUGGCCAGUGACUAUUUAUGCGGAUGGAUUAAAAUAAUGAAAUAAAAAUAAUGAAAUAAAUAAGAAAUCAGUUACAAAAUUUCUUCAGUGCCGUGGUAUCCUAUCAAUACUGUUACCCCCUUUACCACUGAGCUCCGCCUAUCUCCUAGAGGAGUGCCGUUCAAUUCUUUUGUUCACAUGAUUCCCUUAGACUUUAUAUAACUGUGUCAAACAUAUUGUUACCAUUUAUUAAUAAAUAUCUGCAUUUUGG